Lingula anatina is the source of this 4445-nucleotide messenger RNA. Its product is annotated as nuclear receptor ROR-beta. Gene Ontology annotation, cellular component: nucleus. Gene Ontology annotation, biological process: regulation of transcription by RNA polymerase II. Gene Ontology annotation, molecular function: zinc ion binding; nuclear receptor activity; RNA polymerase II cis-regulatory region sequence-specific DNA binding. Lineage: Eukaryota; Metazoa; Brachiopoda; Lingulata; Lingulida; Lingulidae. The record is from RefSeq and is a predicted model, not a curated record.
GAUUUCUGUGCAUACCAUGCAUUUGGGGUCAUGAAGGAACGUACAGCUUUGUUCACACUAGAUUAGCUUGGAAAUGGAUUUAGGUCUAAUUUUUACCAUCAAGUGCCAUGUUUAAGAGUAUCUAGGUUGUCUAGUUUGAUCAUGAAGCAAGAUACCAGUAGCCUGUCUUUCAGUCUUUAUUCUAGGCUGAAUGUACAUCUGAUGAAAUGGUUUCCCUUGGCCUUAGAUAUUGAAUAAAUCGACCUAAACGAAUGUUAAGGUCUGCUGAGCAUGGACAACUGAAGCAUAGUUUUUGUAACUAGAAUAAGUCCUUAUAGCAGGGAAGUUGAUACUGUGGAAGCAUGUAGAUUUAUUUGUGACUCAAGUGCAUCCCUGGUUGCUGAGUGUGGUGUCUUAUAAUGGUCAGAUUUUAGGGUUCUCAUGGUCAGAAUUGGUGUGGAUUGACCCUCACCCUGUCCUUAACAACCAUUUAGAAAACCUACAGUACAUGAUAUAUUUUUUAAACAAUAUUUUAUAUGUGUACUGGUACGGGACUAAUUUUGCAUUUGCAAGAUGGUUUACUUUGAAAUGUCAAAUGCUGGAUGGUUAAAUUGAUAAGUCACCAGCUUGUGCGUAUUAAUGGAAAUAACAUUGCUCUUUUCCUAAACGUCUGAUUACUGGUAAGCAGGUGUCAGAUUGCUGCUUGAGCUGACAGGAAUCAUCUUCACAAAUAUCCCAACAAUCCGUAUUCAUUAAAAGAUGAUGAUAAAGUAUUGCCUCAUUUUGAUAUAUAGAUACUUGUGAUCAUAACUUGAUGUGUUUGAAAAGAUUCCUACAAGUCCAAAAUGUACUUCUCUAGUGUGUGUGUGUGUGUGUGUGUGUGUGUGUGUUGGAGGGGGUGCUCUUGCACGGAUAUCGUACAGCUGUAGCCCCCCUUUAAGUGCAUACCUGACUUUGCAUAGAAAGCCUGGCAUUAACAUUUUUCCUUCCUUCAUCUUUAACCCUAAAUUAAUCAAAUUAACAGAGAGGGCAUAGGGUCAGUGCACCCCUGUUAUCUAGCACACUGAAGUUUUUCUACAAUGUGUAGAGAGAUAACAAUCUGUUAGGCAGACACAUGAAUGUCCCCUUUGGCAGCCAGUCAUUAAGUAGGUCAUAGUGAGGUCAAGCUUAGAAUCCUGUCAGUGUGCUAUCUUACCCCAGGAAUGUGUGCUUUAUGACUUGACACUACGGGUGAUAUAUGUCAUUCACUGUCAGCUGGUUUCUUCAGUGGCCUGUCUUACCAACUGAACUCGAGUUCAAAGAUCUAAAAUAUUGGUCUUCAAUUUUAGAUCAAAGACAAGUUGACAAUGCGGGUGAUAUAUCUCAUUCACAGUCAGCUGGUUUCUUCAGCAGCCGGUCUUACCAACUGAACUCGAGUUUAAAUAUAUCUGAAAUAUUGGUCUUCACUUUUAGAUCAAAAGUUGUUGUACUUAAAUCCAUGGUAUUUGAAAAAAAAAAGGCAUUUUGUAUUUUACAAGAAAGGGAUUUCCAUUGUUUUAGACCAAUAAGUUUUUAUUCUGAAGUAGACUGCUUUGGACCGCUAGUCUGCUAUGUAUGUAUGGAUUUUUUCUUGAACUGGAGAAAGACCUAAUUUCUGGAUGGCUUAAGAUCUGGGGCAGGUAUCACAAAAAAGUUCGAGGAAUUUGGGCUGACUAAACUUUGACUGCUGAAGAUGGAUAACGGUCCUGGCAUGUUGUAGGAAUGAUGGACCCACUUAAAUUGGAGGGCUUUAGGGGCAGGAAGAUAAUUCUAAAAAAAAUGCAACAAAAAUGAGGCAGUUAAAUUGAUUCUUGGAAUCGUAACAUGUAACCAACUGGUAUGCUAACAUUAAGAGAACUCCAUGUUGCAGGCAGCUGAAGUUGCACCCAAGAGAGACAUGAACACAGAUUUUAAAUCUUCGUUGGUGAAAGUGGAAAGCAAGAUGGAACACAAAGGAAGUGGUUCCGUGUGUAAAGUGUGCGGGGACGAGGCCUCAGGGUUCCAUUAUGGAGUGGACUCUUGCGAGGGUUGCAAGGGUUUUUUCCGCCGUUGUAUAACCCAGGGGAUGAACCACAAGUGUAACAAUGAGGAGAAGUGUGACAUCACCCCAUUCAGUAGAAACAGCUGCCAGUACUGCAGGCUGAAGAAAUGUUUUGCCGUGGGGAUGUCACGUGAAGCAUCAAGACUUGGACGACGGCCAAAACGCCUGAAAGGUGAAGGUGACCUCUCAUCUCGUCCUCAUCCCUCCACACAGCCCAUUGCCCCUUACCCUCCUCUAAGCCCAUUUCAAGUCAGCCACCUCAGCAUGGCUGAACUUCAGCGACUCAUCCAGGUGAAGAACGGAAACAAAAUCCCCGAAUUUUUACAGAACUACAUCUUGGGGAGCCCAUCAAAGGACAGCCCCAGUGCAAAUGGAUUGGCGGCAGUGGGCGGGGCAGCUAAUAGUGACAGGAGUUUGACCAAUCAGAUUGAGGCUGGCACCCAGUUGACCAGUCAGAAUAAGACUGUGAUUCAGGCAACCAGCGAAGCUGGUUGUGGGACUGGAACUAACAACAGCUCACCUGGCCAUGUGCCUCCAGAGCCGUUCCCAAGUGGUGCCCCAGCUAACGGGGCAAAUAACAUCAAAAUGGAACAGCAGGGCAUGCCACCUAGCUGUAAUGGUUCAAACAGCACAAACUUAAACACAAACUUUCAGAUGCUGACUGACCCGUCUCCGGGGCACAUGACCCCUGGGUUCCCUUUUUCUGACAGCAAUCAAGAAGAGAGGGACGAAGAGGAGCUGAAUAGAAUUAUGAUACAAAAUAUCGUAGAGGCCUCCAAGCAGCCAAUCACUAAAGAACGCCAGCAGCUGAUUCACCAGGUGACGGAUGUGAUCAUCGAGGCCCAUUGCGACACCUGUGGCUACCUGGUGGCCAAAGUCCAGGAGACGUGGGAGAGAUUGGGCAGUGCUAUGCCCAGCAUGGCCAUGAUGUCUGAAAUGAUGAGAAAAAUGAAAACCAGUCCCGAAGCUGGACAGCCUUCAUCUUUAUGGGAUAAAUUCCUCGGACAGAUGCUCCCUGCUAUAACAGAUGUUGUCAGAUUCUGUAAAAGAAUCCCUGGUUUUAUUGAAUUAGGUGAGGAUGAUCAGAUAAAACUGAUAAAGCAGGGCAGUUUUGAGCUGGUGUUAAUCAGGUACCUUGGCCUUAUUGACCCAGUGAAAGACUUUAUGAUAGACCCCAGCAUGGAGCAUCUGAUUCCUAGAAUGAUAGUAAAAAAUAUGCCACUGGGGGGAUUCUUAGAGAGUUUCUUUGAGCUGGCUGGUUAUCUUAAUCCUCUGAGGCUGAGCGAUGCUGAGAUGGCACUACUGUGUGCAGUGAUCAUCAUUAACCCUGAGUGUGCAGGUCUAACCAACCGUAAGGGGGUGGUCAAGUUACAGAGUGUAUUUGUGCAGGCCUUACUCAGUCAGAUGAGGAGCACGAGAACUAGAGAUGAAGUGGAUGAUGUGUUCUCCAAGAUUUUGAACUUUCUACCUGUUCUGAAAAAGAACAAUAGUGAACAUUCAAAAGCACUUCGUGGCAUCAAGAUGGAGAUGCCACAACAGAUGGAGAAAUUUCCAGACUUACAUAAAGAAGUUUUUGACCUUGAUAAUUAACUCUGUGACCUUGGUUUGCAAAUUUUAAUCUGCAAUGGCUACGUGUGGAAGUUAAGUUAGAAAAGGCUGCCCAACCAACUUUUUCAUGGUUUAUGAGUCAGCAGAUCUAGAUCAGAAGCAAGACAAUACAGGAGCAGAUGGAUAGGGGGCGUUGUGUGCAAUACGUCUGCUUGUUGGCACUGGAAUCCAUUACAGAGGGAAUGCUAUCUGGAAGGACAGAUACAUUUGAAUGAGUUAACAGGAAUGCUGAUGACAGACAGGCAUUUUGAAUCAAAGGAGCAAUGUUCCAGAGUGGGGAAGGUUAGGCGAGAGGAGUAUUGAAGUGUGAAACAAUGGGUUUGAUACCUGUAUAUGGUUUGCGAGAUAAAUUGAUCCAGUGUACUCCCUGUACUGACAGGCUCACUACCUGAACAAGGGCUGUCCAAGCUGAUAAUGGUCAUGUACACAGCCAACACGGGUGUAUGAAAAUCCAGGGAAAUAUUUAGAAUGGAUAGAAGUGACAGGACUGUACCAGGUCUAUGGUGUGUAUGAUGGCAGGUGUUUUGUCACAGAGAGAUCGGCUUGUGACCCAGGAUGAAGGUACUUGGAGAAAGUGGUCACAAACAGAAGGCUUUGAUGUCCAUGAAUUCCUGCUGUAGGGUCCUGCAUCACUGAAAGACUGGAUGACCAACUAUGACUUCAUGACUUGAUCUAAGAGGCGAUUUUCUAAUUAAUAGCCUACUAGAGAAUGGAGCUAAGGGGCUACUGCCACUUAUGAGGUAAAUUAUCUGCAAAAUCUCUGACAGUUUGGUCCUUAGUUGGAUUAAAAGACCAAAAA